Molecule: messenger RNA, 963 nt
Organism: Plasmodium vivax (malaria parasite P. vivax)
Lineage: Eukaryota; Apicomplexa; Aconoidasida; Haemosporida; Plasmodiidae
Product: variable surface protein Vir6, putative
Exons: 3
Coding region: 1-963 (320 amino acids)
Source: RefSeq, a predicted model, not a curated record
AUGGUUCAAGCGCGAACAAAAGAUAUCGUAACAUUUAAUUUUUGUCUUUUUGUAGAAUAUAAAGAAUAUAAAAAUAAGGUAAAUGACUUUUAUCGUACUUCUAAUAGCGAAAACAUUAAAACAUGUAAUAAUAUUUUUCCUACAGAUGCAGAAGGACGAUUGAAUAUAAUUAAACAUUUUAAAUUAAUAAAAAAGUAUUUUAAUCAUUAUAAGAAUAAUGAAACACAUAAUAGUAAUAAAUGGUGCUCAUACAUUAACUUUUGGUUAAAUAAUGAAUUAAAGAAUGAGGAUAAUAAAUUAGGCAGCAAAAUCUUUGAUUUAUACCAAAAAUUUAUUAACUGUGAUAAUGAAAUAAAAGGAAUAACUAAAUGCGAAUCAUCUGAUAUAUAUUAUUUUGAAGAAAAUACGUUUGAUCAAGUAAAAAAAAUGUAUGAUUUAUAUGAUGACUACAUAUAUGUUGAUGCCUUUAAAACAAAUACAGAUAAUUCAAUACCUUGUUCAUAUGCUCGGGAGUUCACAGAAAAAUUUAAUAACAUAAUAGAAACGGGAGUACAUAAAAAUAAUGACCAUUUGUAUAAUGCACUACAAGAUAUUAAACAUCUGUUUGAAAAAAUCGGAUUGGCAUCUUUAAAAACGUGUGAACCGAGUAUACCAGAAUUAUUACCAAUCACAAAAGGACAAGCAGAUGAAUCGACACAAUCAAGAACACCAUCACAUUCCUUCAAUCUUACCCCUAUUUUACCUUCAACUGUGGGAAUAGUCCUUUUUUCAUUUUUUACGUAUAAGUUUACUCCACUUGGACCAUUUUUGCGUUAUCGAGUAAUGAAUAAAAAAAACACAUUAAAUGAAUUGGAGGAGAAAUCGAAAUACUUAUACAUGAUGUCGGAAAAUAAAGGAAUACUACCCGAGAACAGCAUGUUCAAUAUGCAAUAUCAUACUUUGCAAAAUCACAAAUUAGAAUAA